Molecule: messenger RNA, 2322 nt
Organism: Heterostelium album PN500
Lineage: Eukaryota; Evosea; Eumycetozoa; Acytosteliales; Acytosteliaceae
Gene: gemin5
Product: WD40 repeat domain-containing protein
Exons: 2
Coding region: 1-2322 (773 amino acids)
Molecular function (GO): protein binding
Source: RefSeq, a predicted model, not a curated record
AUGGAUUGGUUACUACUCUAUGACUUUAUAACACAAUCGGUCAAAUGUAAGCUAAAUGCUCAUUCCGAUGAAAUACAAUCUAUAGUUUGGAUAAAGUUACAACAACAACAACAACAGCAGCAGCAACAAUCAGCAGAUCAUCAAGCGUUGUUAUCUUUUGUUAGUUCAUCUAAAGACAAGACUAUUAAGGUGUGGAAACAGGCAAGUCAUGAAUCGCUGGAUAGUGGAUUCUCGGUGUUACACAACUUGAAUCCUUCAGGCAACAAGUCUUCAGCAGCAACUAGUAAUGCUUCGAAACAGUCCGGUAACACAGCUGAUAAGAACAGAGUUUGGUUGACACUAUGUUGGAGUCCAGAGACACCAAACUACUUGGUGACAAGCUCGCUCGGUGCCGAUUUACUGGUUUGGAAUCUUACGCUUCCGAAACCAUUGGGAGAGCGAUUCCCAGGUAGUCAUCACCAACGUACGAUCUUCAAUAUCACUGCUUGUCCUUUUGAAGGUAACGAGAUUUCAAUCAACACCGCUGUCAGACACCCGCCAUUGAUCACCACAUCGAUGGAUCGCAACAUGAUCUACUGGGAACCGAACAACAAAGUGAAAUGGAAGAUCACUGCACUUGGUGGAUUCGUAUAUUGCAUCACCUCUAGCUGUUACAGUCCAAAGACAUUGGUUAUUGGCUGUGGUGACAACAUCAUUAGACAAUGGUCACCGGAUUUAGAUGAUAUCAGUGAGACUAACAACAACAACAACAACAUUAAUAAUAGUAUAACAGAUGUAUAUGAAACUAAAAGUUAUUGGAAAGGAAUACAAUCUAAAAUCACAGCAAUCGAUAUACAUCCAGUAAAGACAUCGCAACUUGCUUUUGGUUUGGAUGAUGGACGUGUCGGAAUCUAUGACACCGAAAGAAACACUUCAAGUUUCUUCCCAGGUGCUCAUAAGAAGGAGAUUUAUGAAAUUCAGUGGAGAUCAAUGAAUGAAAGUGGUAAUAGUAAUAGUAGUAGUUCUAAUUAUAGAAUAUAUAGUUUGGGAAAUGGUGAGAUCUUUGAAUGGAAUCCGGAAAAGAUAGACCAACCUUUCAAGAAUAUCAAUGACGUAAUUAGGUUCGAGAAUGGUAUUAAAGAUCAAUCUAGAUCAGCUGGUGCCAAGAGUGAAUUCUGUUGGAAUGCCAAUGCAGAGCUGGUGAUUGUUUCCACUCAGACCGGACAGCUUGAACUCUACGAUUCGAAAUUCAAGUUACUCACAACAAUGAAGCAUCAUAAGCAACUCAUCAAUAGAAUCAGAUGGAAUCCACAUCCAUCGAAAUCCGAUUACUUUGCAACUGCAUCACUUGAUAAAACCAUUGGUAUAUUCCGACUGAUUAGAAGUUAUCAGCAACAAACAACAACAACAACAACAAAUGAUGAUAUCAAAGAUACUACAACUACAACUACAACAAUACCAACAACAAUUUUUCAAAUAGAAUUGGUUGGAUGCUUUAAGAAUCAUAGAGCAGCUGUGUUUGGUAUUAGUUGGUCGCCACACGAUGAGAACCUAUUGGUUAGUUGCUCUGCUGAUUGCACUGCACAGGUUUGGAACAUCGAAACGAUGCAACCAAUUGCCAAUAUUCGUGGUCAUGAUGGCAGAGUUCUGACCGUGCAUUGGAGUCAUAUCUACAGAGAUGUUGUAUUCACAGGUGGUGAGGAUCAAACCGUUAGAAUGUGGGAUUACACACAACAACCAUUCAAAAUACCACCCACUGAGAAACUGGUAAAAAAAGAUAAACUACUAAAGCCAAUUACAGAGACAACUACACCAACACCCUCAAAUACAGACAGUCAGAUAGCUACAAAUGAUGAUAAUAAUACUGAUAACAAAUCAACAUUAUCGACAGAACAAUCAACAAACAUUACAAAUCCACCAUCAACAACAACAACACAAAUCCAAACACCUUCUGUUUCCACACCUUCAACUGCAGUUAAAAACAACAAUUUACAACAGAAAAAAUCAAAAGUAAUCCUUCCAUUACUUUAUAAAUCAACAACCAGCAGUAAAGAUGAACAAUCGAUAAUCAAUUUGGCAAAGACUAUAAAAUCAAUGAACGAUAAUGGUCAACCUCUGCUUGCGGAAGAUUCAAAUGCUAAGAGUGGAGUUGAGCCAGCUGGUAAUAUUAAUGAUACAGUUUUUGCAACAGGAGAUGUCAGAACACUUGACAGAGAAGGAACUCGAUCACUUUGUGUCGCUGAACAUGUGGUCGGGCAAUUUGAAAUCGGCACUGCAACGCAUUGUCAAGCAAGGUCAGCUCAAUGCUCAUUACGUUGCACUCUCUGCACAGUGCGGACGUGA